Synchytrium microbalum is the source of this 3831-nucleotide messenger RNA. RefSeq lists its product as uncharacterized. Gene Ontology annotation, molecular function: ATP-dependent chromatin remodeler activity; ATP binding. The record is from RefSeq and is a predicted model, not a curated record. NCBI's taxonomy places the organism in Eukaryota, Fungi, Chytridiomycota, Chytridiomycetes, Synchytriales, Synchytriaceae. The transcript has 14 exons. The coding region runs from base 1 to 3831 and encodes 1276 amino acids.
AUGGCGGGCAACAAUGCAGCUCCCCCUGCUCCUGCUGACUUUGACCUUGACUUGGACUUUUUGGCUGGAUUAUCAAAUGUCAGCAGCAAUAACAACAAUCAGCAGUUUGUUUUUCCAAUGCAAAGCACUACUAGCAGUACAUCGUCGCAUAUCCCUGCUGCGUAUCCGCCUCUGGGAUAUGAUGGAUUCCUAAACAAUCGGAUGCAGCCAUUGAAUACUAGCAGAACAAGCUCACCGUCUCUGACUCAUGGAACUACCAAUGGCGUGCCGCUCCUGCCUCGUCAGCAACAACAGAAUUUUGGAUUUGUAAACAGCAAUCAGCAGCAGCAACCAAUGCAACAGCCGUCACCACCACAACCAUAUCAGAUACAAAAGAUCCAACGAUCUAGUAAUCCAUUAACUCCAACCAUGCCCACUUCAACUUCUCCAAUAACCGUCUCCUCAUCCCCAUUAAGCUCGUCACGACCUGCACCAGCUGCAGCAUCAUCCGACGUAAUCGACCUAACAGACGGAGAAGACGAUCUUAUGCUCUCAGUUCUCUCAAACCUAGCCGCCAGUGUCCCCAAACGUCCCAUCGACGCAUCUGCUCGGCAGUCACCACGGCCAGCCAAACGCCGUGAUACUAGAGACGUGCCUCCUCCUUCUCGAAGCAAUAGCAGUACCAACAAUAGAAGUGUGGAAGAGAUUGAUUUGACGGAUUUCAGUACGGGUGAAGAAGCAUUGCUCAAGGCUCAACUUAGAUUUGCGAAGAUGAAGGAGGAGCAGAUUGUGUGUUAUGGGCUUAUGACUGCCACUGUACAGAAUUUAAAUCAGACGGCUUAUAAUGAGGCGUGUGGCACGGAACGCGAGAUGCCUGUUACGCUGAAGCCGGUUAGAAAGCUUGGUGACCUAUGGGACUUUGACGUGUAUAGUCCAAGAGGAGUAAAGCUUGGCCGUAUCGAUCCUGAUUCAGCCAACCUUAUGGGACCUCUUUACAAUACCAGGAUGAAAUUUAUUGCCAGCAUCCCAAAGACUGUUCACAAUGUUUACUCAGCCAGUCUUAACAUUAUAAUAAUGGGACCACGAGAAAAGACAGGUCAAGUCGGUCGUUUCAUGGUUGCUGGUAAACGACUCUUGCGAGUUCCAGCUCGAAUUCCUCAUGGAAUGGAACUCGCCUAUCCUCAUAACGAAAAUCCAAAUCCAUAUCACGUGCAAUAUGCUUCGAGUGCGGGACAAUCGUCAUCUACAGCUGCUGUUGAAGAAGCUAGAAAUCAAAUUGAGCAGGUUUAUAAUAGUUUGACGUCUGUUGAAGAGUGGGAUGAGGCUGAACCAGAUACUAGACUCACUUCCAAACUAUAUCCACAUCAAAAACAAGCUUUACGUUUCAUGAUGGAUCAUGAGCUUAAUGAAAAAUAUACAAAUGCACUGUGGAAGCAGCGUGCCAAUAGUGAGAUAUGGGAUCAUAAAAUCACGAAUGAGAAUCGCAACACUCCUCCACGAGCCAUGAUGGGUGGUAUACUCGCUGAUGAUAUGGGUCUUGGAAAGACAAUUGAGCUCAUCUCACUAGUUUUGACGGCACGACCUCCUAACGACCUGAUCAACAUGGAUCUUGACGACACAGAUAGCUCAGAUGAGGAAGAUUCAGACUUUGCUUCAUCUGAUAACGAUACAGGAACUAGCGCACCAGCAACCUUUUCUGUGCUCUUUCCUCAAGCCAAUAAUAACAAAAACAAAAAGAAGAAGGAACCACCACCAGUUACACAUCCCAAACCAAUCAGGUCUCGAGCAACACUGAUUGUUUGUCCAUUAUCGACAGUCUCGAAUUGGGAGGAUCAGAUAAAUCAGCAUGUUAAAACGGGUGAAUUGGAUGUUGCUGUGUAUCAUGGUGCUGGGAGAUGUAAUGAUGCAGAGUUGUUGGCGGAUCAUGAUGUGGUCUUGACAACGUACAAUCUCCUAUCGAUUGAAUUCAACAAGGACAUCAAGAAUAGUGCUGCUGCUGGCGCCACUGCUGCAGCAAAUGGAAGCGGGCGCCCAUGUGUGACCCUGUCACCACUACAAUCUAUAUAUUGGUAUAGAGUUGUGCUGGAUGAAGCACAUAUCAUCAAGGAACCCAAGACGGCUCAGGCUAGAGCAGCGUGUGCUUUGAAGGGUGAUCGGAGAUGGUGUUUGAGCGGUACCCCCAUUCAGAACAGACUUGAUGAUUUGUUUUCACUUCUCAAAUUUUUGGGACUUGAACCAUUCAAUAACAAGAAUGUUUGGAAUAACAGUAUUUCGAAACUCAUCAAGUUUGGAAGUACUAAUGGGUUGGGCGAAUCACGACUUCAGACCUUGAUGAAAUCUAUAACCCUCCGCCGAACAAAGACUCAAAAGAUAAACAAUCAACCAAUCCUCAACCUCCCACGCAAAAACGAACGCACAAUAGCAUUAGAAUUAGAUCCGACUGAACGAGCGCUAUAUGAUCGAGUGGCUGUACGAGCUAAAGAUUUAUACAAGUCAUUAGAAGCGGAAGGACAAGUUAUGAGGAAUUAUGUACAUUUGCUAGAAGUUAUUUUGAGAUUGCGACAGAUUGCUACACACACUGGGUUGGUGAAGGAGGAGGAUCUCAAGAUUGAACCAUUACAAGAAAGUAACAUGCCAUUAACACAAGAUCGAGCCAUGCAAAUCUAUAACUUAUUGAAAGAAUCUGGAGAUGAUCUAUGUUGUGUUUGUGCAAUUGUUACUGAUGGAACGAAUGGGCUGCCUGUGAUUUCACGAUGUGGUCAUUUGUAUUGCGAUACAUGUGUGCAAGCUCAACUGAAGAAUGGCAAUCCAGUCUUUAUAUGUCAGAUGUGCAAGUCGCCAUUGACUACAGGGGACAUGUGCAAUCUUGGUGGUAACGCGAAUACAGACGAAGCCGCUGAUAAUGGUACUGUUACCGUCAAUGGUGGUGGUGCUAGCAGUAGCAGCGGAGGACAACAACAGCAAACAAUACCAUGUCAACCACCAGCAUCUUCUAGCAAUAGCAUGAUGAUCAACAAUCUUGUAAACUCAUCUUCACUAUUGUCGUCGUCGAUAGACUUGACUUUGGAUGAUGUUGAUUUUGCAGCUAUAUAUGCACAAGCAACUGCUGAAAGUAAUGGUGGCAUACCGCCGGCAGACAAUGAUGAUGAUGGUUUGGCAGCACUAGUGCAAGCCACCGCCGAUUAUAAUAAUGCAGCGCUAGUAUCCAACAAGAACAACAAUUCCACAGUCGGUGGAGUAGGAGGACUGAAUAAUGACCUUCAAAUCCCAGGCACGAGUACCAAAGUACGAGGACUCUUAGCCGAUCUCACAAAAGCCCGUACUGAAGCUUUAAACCGUAACGAGACACCUCCUAAAUCCAUCAUAUUCUCACAAUGGACUGGUAUGUUAAACCUACUUGAUGGGCCAUUACGACAAGCGGGGUUUGGAAUUGUGCGCCUUGAUGGCAAGAUGGCUCGAACUGAUCGAUCUAAAUCACUGGAUCGAUUAAAUCAUGAUGAUAAUGUAAAUGUCAUGCUGGUGUCGCUGAAGGCCGGAGGUGUUGGAUUGAAUUUGACUGCUGCGUCACGAGUAUAUAUAAUGGAGCCGUAUUGGAAUCCCGCUGUUGAGCAACAAGCUGUUGAUCGUGUGCAUCGGUUGGGCCAGAAGAAGGAGGUUGAGUGCUUUAGGAUUAUUAUAAAGAAUACCAUUGAGGACAAUAUCCUAGAAUUACAAAAGCGCAAAAUGAAGCUUGUAGAUAUUACGUUUGCCGAUGCUGGUGGCAAGGGUAAGAAGGGAGGACGUGGUAAACAAGAUAAAGAGCAACGCUCGGCUCAGCGUUUGGAGGAAUUGAGGAGUUUGCUUAUGGGCUAG